Molecule: messenger RNA, 2886 nt
Organism: Colletotrichum lupini
Lineage: Eukaryota; Fungi; Ascomycota; Sordariomycetes; Glomerellales; Glomerellaceae
Exons: 3
Coding region: 1-2886 (961 amino acids)
Biological process (GO): regulation of DNA-templated transcription
Molecular function (GO): DNA-binding transcription factor activity, RNA polymerase II-specific; zinc ion binding
Source: RefSeq, a predicted model, not a curated record
AUGGAGAAUCUCCUCGGCCCAGACCUGGCCUCCAAAAUCGGUCCCUGGAUCCUCCCUAAGCCGCUCGAGGCACCGCCGUCGCCCGAGUCCGUCUGCAACAGCGACCGGGCCUCCCCGACGGAGGAGACCAAACGGCGCAGGGCGGGUGGACCGAAGGCGCGUACCGGCUGUGCCACCUGCAAGACUCGCCAUGUAAAAUGCGACGAGCGCAAGCCCACAUGUUUCCGUUGUGAGAAGGUCGGAGUAGUCUGCGAAGGCUACGUGGACCGCAUCGACCGCCGGAGGAAACGGACAAACCAGAAUGUGGUCCGCCGGAAUACGCCGCAGCUCAUCGCCCCUCGGUCCGCUUCAGCCGAGGCCGCCGACGUUUGCAGCGGCAACAGCAGCAGCAAAUCCGAGAUGAUCUUGUCGCCUCAGAUUCCUAGAUCGCUCUCGAGCCUACCCAAGAUCUAUCACAAGGACGGCGUUUACUACGAUUACUUUCGACAUCAGGUUUCCACCAACCUGGCAGGUUACUACACUAGUCCCAACUGGUCAUAUCUAGUCGUCGGUGAAGGUCUGCAAGAUGACUGUAUUCACCACUCGAUCCUAGCUGUCGGUGCGCUUAUUCGCUCCACCCCUCAGGAUGCGAGACCAAGCACGCCUAGAAGAAAAGCGUUACCACCUACCUCGGAUGGCUACGCUGUAACCGAACAUCGUGAGGUCGCGUUGCGACAUCAUCUCAAGGCAGUCAAGUCUCUAAGAGAACGAAUGGAGUUAAUAACGGCAUCAUCACCGACCACAGUAGUUGUCACGACUCUACUACUGGUCGUGUACGAGCUGCUCCAGGGUGAACCAAGGACGGCCGAAAUGCUCCUCAACUCAUGCCUAGGGGCACUGAGGGACUCGAUCACAAUGUUUGAAAGCGAUCCCGAUAGUGAGGAGAAGUAUCGUGACUCCGAAUUCAACGACAUGGAGCAUGUGCUCCCGUGCAUAGCGGCCAUGAGCCAGCUCUCACAAUCGCUUCAGCCUCGCCGCCAUCACGCGCACCCUUUCAAGAUUGAUCCCGGAUCUGACGUCCAUAAUCCUCAGCAUGAACCAAUCUCGAAAUUCUUCAUUUCGUGGGGCAGGUUCUUCACUUUCGCCGUCAGCUUCAUCAGCAACUCUACCGAUGUCACUGCUGAGGGCAUUUCCAUGGACAUGCUCCGUCACCUCACCAUCCACCAGCAAAACUUCCUUUCACAACUACAACAAUGGAGAUCCGUCAUCCAAUACUAUGCCGAGAGUCCGACAGUAGAUAUCGCGACCAAGAAGGGCCUGAGAAUCGCUCAAAUUCACUGGCUCCUUCUCCACAUCACACUCACUUGCUGCUUAGACCCAACCGAAGUGGCCUACGAUGCAUUCGAAAACGAAUUCAGAGAUCUGACGAUGCUUUGCGUUGAAUUAUAUCGUGACUGCGUGUCACAGCCCCGCCCGACGUCUGUGUUGCUGGGGCAGGGCCUCAUUUUACCACUGUGCACUGUUGUGCGCGCCUGCAGAAAUCACGACAUCCGCAUGACGGCAUUGCAGGCACUGCAUGAGAUACCCCCGUCGAUGGUCGCUUGGGAUGUGGUGUCAAACAUGGACGGGAUCCUGGGAGCCUUGCUGCUUGAGGAGACUGGCCGUGACGCGAAAGGAUUCGUUCCCCCGGAAUCGAGAUGGUUUUGGUUAAAGGAUGUGACUGUGCCAGAAACGCAGAGGAUCCAUAAGGUCUACCAGAGGCUAGCACCGGGGCAAGAUGGCAAGCCUGUUCUGACGAAGUUGCGACCGACAUCUAAUGUACGAUCAAAGAUCUGUAAGGCGAGCGGAUGUGAGAAAUACCACUUGCGAAACGUGCCUUUUGAGAAACUUGUCGAGGCUUUCGGACCGGAUUCUCUAGGGAUUCUGGUUGUCAAGAAUGUUCCACCAGAGUUUCCCGAGCUGAGACGUCAAGCACUUUCAUAUGCCUCGUAUCUUGGAAACUUGCCGAAAGCCGAGCUUGACAAGGUCGAGAACCCCGCUGCCAAGUAUCUGACAGGCUGGUCGCUGGGAAAGGAACAACUCAAAGACGGACAAGUAGACACUUUCAAAGGCUCUUUUUACGCCAACUGCGCCUUCUACACGGAUCCAACAUUAGAUGCCGCGAGGCCAACACCUGACUUCUCGGCCGAGAAUUUCCCGGAAUAUCUGUCACCAAACAUAUGGCCCGAAGAACAGGUUCUCCCAGGAUUCAAACGCAGCUUAGAGGACCUGUGCAGGCUAUUGAUUGACACAGCUGUUCUUGUUGCACGUGCGUGCGAUCAAUAUGCUGAGCGGGAAAUCGAGGGGUACACGAAGGGCUACGUCGAGCACGUUGUCAGCACGAGCAACACCACUAAGGCCAGAUUGCUGCACUAUUACCCUCAAUCUCAGGAGGGCUCGAGUGAUAAUGAGGACGACUGGUGCGGCGUGCACCUCGAUCACUCGGUUCUGACAGCCUUGACAUCCGCAAUGUUCGUCGAUGAGCACAAGACGCCGUCGGAUUCAGUUUCACACGCGAAAGACACCGCAGGACUAUCUGCGCUCGAGGAAAUGGCAGGAAGCCCUGAUCCUCUGGCUGGACUUUACAUCAAGUCUAGGACAGGGGACACUGUGCAGGUGAAGAUUCCUAGAGAUUGCAUUGCUUUCCAGACUGGCGAGGCACUCGAACGGAUCACAAAGGGCAAGUUCAAGGCAGUGCCGCACUUUGUGAGAGGCGUGAGACCUUCUAUGAGUAAUGGACGGGUUGCGAGGAACACUCUGGCGGUGUUUACUCAGCCGAAUCUCGGCGAGGAGGUUGAUUCAGAGCAGCAUAUCACAUUCGGAGAAUUUGCCAGGGGCGUUGUGAGCAAGAAUACUGUUGAGGCUUGA